Molecule: messenger RNA, 5598 nt
Organism: Drosophila guanche
Lineage: Eukaryota; Metazoa; Arthropoda; Insecta; Diptera; Drosophilidae
Product: box A-binding factor
Exons: 4
Coding region: 1757-4135 (792 amino acids)
Biological process (GO): regulation of transcription by RNA polymerase II
Cellular component (GO): nucleus
Molecular function (GO): RNA polymerase II cis-regulatory region sequence-specific DNA binding; DNA-binding transcription factor activity
Source: RefSeq, a predicted model, not a curated record
UGUUUGAGCUUGUUGCAAUUGCGCGCGUUUUUUGCAGUGGGACAGGAAAGCUUUUUCCACGCGAGAAGUUCGCGAAUUUCUGUGACUGAAUCGCGUGCGCGUUUACGAAGUCGCGUGCGAGCGUUUCCACUGCGUUUUUUUCGUACGAUUUUUUGGGCAACGAACUGCCAUCGAAAUAGAAAUGGAAAUUGAAAUGAAAAUGGGACACAAAAUGGAAAUGGACAUUGAGAGGCAAAUGAAAAUGAAAAUGAUAAUCCCGCCUGCAUCUGGCGCUCAAACCUAAUCUCUUACUGUGCGGCUACCUUACAAAUAGUGCUCGUAAAAAGUCUGGCAACAGUAAAAGCAAUUCAGUGUGGCCAUAAAACCAAAUCAAGGUAGUUAUAGUAGUAGUAGAAUACGCUCAACCGUAUAUGCGGAAUAUAUACAAAUAGUGUACAAUGCCUAUAGCACUAUGCCGCGAUAAGAUCGGGCUGAACAUAUGUCUGUGCAUACGUAUGCGUAUAAAGUAAUAUCCACAAAAGAGAGACAAACUCGUUUCGAGCAUAUAAAGAAAUAAAUAAAAAAUCAAAUUAAAUUAAACUCACUUUUAAUUACUGGCUGCCCAAAAGAUCACAUAAAGAGCGUGCAAUAAAAAAUAUUGGUAUCACUAAAUUAAUUAUAUUGUAUAUAGAGAAACAUGUUGCAAUAAAGCGAUCUUAACGAUUCACAAAUAAAGAAACAGAGGCUCUAAUUCAGCUCCGCACAGUUCGAUCCCGCUUCGGCUACCAAUUCCCGCUAACGCCUCGCCGCUUCCAAUCGUUCAGUGUUCGCGUGGAGCUGAAACAAAAGACUUGGGCAACGAACUUGCUGCCAUUUGGUGGUGUCGUUUGUCGUUUUUUUAUAUUUUGUCGAGCUGCACACAACAAAACACAUAAACACAAACACACACCCCAUCGAACAUACACACAUACACCAGAUAACGGCGCUUCGGGCGCCUCCGAAUCACCGAGUGAUAGCAGCGGCAGCAGCAGGCCCCACCAGAUCCCAACGAACUAAUUGACAACUCAAAUCCUGCCAAACAACGAAACGGCAGAAAAAACAAUUGUUAAACAACGUUUCGCCUGCCAGUCGGAUUGUCGGAUUGUCGGCCUACCCCACUGGGGGGACACUUCACAUUCGACUUCAGCUUCAGCUUCAGCUCCAUCUCCAGCGUCAGCUACGGCUCCAGCUUCAACUUCAGUUUCAACUUCAAUCAAAUCGCUGCCCCAACGACAAUUGCAAAGUGUGCCUCUUAAUGCAUUUUACCCGCAACCACAAACACACAUUCAAACAAACAAACAAACAAACAACAAAACAAAAAAAGAAGUUGAAAUAAAUUUACAUAAAUAUUUCACUUGCCAGUUUUUGCCAGUCCACGUCCACAUCCGCGUUUCAAGAGAUUGAGCCUGGAUAGGCAACAGUGUGUGUGUGUGCGUGUGAAUCUGUGUAUGUGUGUGAGUGGAGUGUCCCGUUCGCAUCUGUAUCUGGAUUCGAUCCGUGCCUUAAACCAUUCAUCGCUCAACCAUCGCAUCGCAGCGCAGCAGAGAUUCGGCCCAGCAUCAAGAGAUCUUCCAAGUCUGCCCCGCCCCAAGUGCACUGGCUGGCAUUUCCUGCGCACAGCACACGGCAUUCUUCCUGCUCCGCUUGGGGGAGCCAAAUUAACCAACACUGACAACCAUUGCGCAUUAGCCCACACUUGUCGAAUUAAGGCGCUACUCUGGCGCUUCAGGCUCAACAAAUGAUCGGCACUGAGGAUAUGUCCGCGUCGGCUGGCAUGGAUAUAAGCGAAUCCUUUCGUGCCGAGGAUCUCUCCAAGGCGGACUUCUUCGACUUUGUCACUGGCCCCGACAUGGGCAUCGGCAUUGGUGUGGGCGUCGACUCAUUGGGCGUCAGCCUGCACCAACAGCAGCAGCAGCAGCAGCAGCAGCAGCAGCAGCACCAUCAGCCCCACCAGCAGCAGCAGCACCACAGUCAGCACAACAGUCACACCGCCAGCCACGUUCAAGUGGUGCACCAGCCAGCCAUCUCCAUCUCCACCCAAUCGCCGCAGCAGGCCCUGUGUGGCGGUGGUGCGAGAACCAACAGCAGCAUGAUCCACGAUGGUGGGGGAGGUGGUGCAGGCGGAGGGGGAGGCGGCAUUGUGGUGCCCGUGGGCAAUCGAAAUGGCAGCAGCAAUGGAGGCGAUCCCACGUUACAGGGCUAUGAGUUCUGGCACCAAGACAAGGACAGCAGUCGCCUCGAUUCCACCUCCAUAUUCGAGGAUCUGGAUCGUUACUGCUGGCAGCAGCAGCCGAUCACUGCCAGCGCCGGUAAUAGUGGAGCCACCAGCACCAACCAGCCCAGUCCCACAUCUCCUCAGUCGCAUCACCACCAGCAGCAGCAGCAGCAGCAUCCACAUCCACACCAACAGCAGCAGCAGCAGCAGCAGCAGCAGACAAAUCCCAGCAGUUCCUCGGCCGCCUCCAGUGGGGCGGGCAGCAGCAGCGACACCAUCAGCAGCCUGGACACCACCGACGGACAGAUCUACACCCUGACAGUAUUAAACGGCGGGGAGCCCUGGCUCAAGCGCUCAGAGGCAGAGCAGCUGCCGAGUUCCCUGGAUCUAGACAGUCUCCUGGGCAGCUUUCCGGGUUACAUCAAGUCGGAGUAUCCGUACGACGACAGCGGCUUCAGCACAGACGGCAAGGAUGUGCUCGUGAAUGGGGCAGAUGCCAAUGGUCUCAGCAGUAUUUCCCAGGUCCCCUCCCAGACGCUGCCCUCGCUCGUCACGGCCAUCUCCAUUGCGGGGGGCAAUGACUUGGGGCAGCAGUUGGCCCAGUUCCAGAACAAUAACAACGACUGGCAUAUGGCCGAUCACAAUGCCGACACGGAGCAGAGCACGGCGGAGUCGCUGCUGCGGAGUGCGCUCCAGGGCAAGGGAUACGCCAAGGGUCUGCAUAUGCAGAACGGUCUGGCCAUGCCCGUCGUCAAGGAGGAGGACAUGCGACGGCUGCUCUUCACGGACGAUGCUGCCGAUGCUCUGGGCUUUGCCGACUCCACGCUGAGUGCCGCCCAAAUGUUUGACGAGGCUCAGGGCAUGGCUGGUGUCCAUCUCACAUCCCAGCAGCAGCAGCAGCAGCAGGUGCAACAGCAACAGCAGCACAAUGGCAACGCCAACAUCAUUGUGGACGACAUGUUCCUGUCGCUGGAGAACGCCUUCAGCGAUGAUUUUGAGAAGAUCAAGCGGAUCGCCAAUGAGGUGCAGCAGUUCUGCACCGGAGGCUCCUCCACGCCCACGCCUGGCGCGGAUUACAGCAGUGCCAGCGAUGUCCUCAUGCAAAUCUCACCGAAUGCGACGGCAAUCGCGACGGCCAAUCAGCUGCAGCCGCCGCAGCCUUUAAAGCCGGAAGUGAGCACAUCCACACCGCCCACGGGUGGAGCUGCCUCAGCCGCCACUCAUCCGUCUGGCAGAUCGGGCAGUGGCAUCUCAAAGCCCAAGAAGCAGUACAAACGGAGCAGCAGCUGCAGCACCAGCAGCAGCAACAACAAUAAUCCAAAUGUGGCUAACAACAACAACAGCAGCAGCGGAGGAGGAGGGGUAGGGGGAGGAGCACUGGGCGUGGUCAUGGGCAGCAGUGCGGGAAGUGGCAGCUCCUCCUCCAGCGGCAGUGCCAGCAGCAGCAGCAACAGUCCGCCCGCCAACUCCAGCGGCUCCGGCUCCUCCGCCAGUGGACAGCGAAAGGAGCGCUCCCUGCACUAUUGCUCCAUCUGCUCGAAGGGAUUCAAGGACAAGUACUCGGUGAACGUCCACAUACGCACGCACACGGGCGAGAAGCCCUUCGCCUGCUCCCUGUGCGGCAAGAGCUUCCGGCAGAAGGCGCACCUGGCCAAGCACUACCAGACGCACAUGACCCAGAAGAACAAUGGAAACCUGAUCAAAGGCAGCUCCUCCAAGCACCAGAGAUCCAGUGGCGGAUCAUCUGCGGCAGCCGCAGCAGCAGCAGCGGCCGCAGCGGCAGCGGCAGCCUCCAUCAAUCAGCAGCGGCAGAUGACCCCAUCACUGCCGGGGAUGAUCAGCAAUCCGAACACACCGCCCGGCAUCCUGCCCCCAGCGAAUGGUCUGCUCACGAAUCGGUAGUUCCACGUAGCAGAGGUACCCGCAAAACGAAACUAUUUCUUGUUCCUUACUCACAAAACACACACAAACACACAAUGACAAAAGCUAUAAAACUACUACUCGAAUACACACACACACACACACACACACACUCCUGGAGGGACCUCUCCAGAUGGUCCACUCCGCCUCGAAUUUAUGUCAUUGAAGAAUUCCUAUAUUCAGCUUUCUGUGCAAUUCCUAUACCUAUACCAACACUCGAAGCACUUCCAAAUAAAAUACUCAACUUAAUGUACAUUUAAUGCCUAAACACAACCACAAAUUAAAUUUAAAUGUGCCAAAUUUUGAAGAUUUUAAUUAAUGCUACUACCAGAUAGAAUCUACAACUAAACUAAAUAGAGAUACGAACAUUUAAGCGUAAUAAUCAAGCUAAUGAAGCAAUUCUACGCGUGGUGAUAUCAAAAUGAGGCCAAACGCUUCCCUGCUAAAAGAAAUACUUGUGUACUCCCCGUCCGACAUCCAAACUUUAUUCUCAUUCUCCAAGAACGUUGCGUUUCGUGUUUUUUUUUUUCCUGUAAAUUAAAAGUAUUUUGUUUUCUUAGUUGCAUUGCCCAAAUUAGCAGAAUUUUGUUUGCUAGUGUAAAUGUAAAUAAUUAUUGAGUUAAUUAACUAAUUAUAUUGAAUUAGUUUCUAAUUAGUUUCCAGCUAAGGGAAUGCCAAAUGCUUGAGAUCAAAGUUCAAGAACACUGACCCAGGGCCAGUCUUUAUGUGUUUUUUUCCUGCCAAGUACUUUCCAGAAUUUCUCUCCUCCUUCAAGGAUCUCUUUGAUCUCUUGGGCCCCUCCCAGUGUUCGCAGACUUCGAAGCGGCAUUCUGCUUAAGUAGACGAGGGCACAAGUAAAAUUAAUCUAUAAACAAAUAAACAAUCAACGCGUUCCAGCAGCUGUCGAAACGAAUGCGUAAAACUCAACAUGCACUUGCCAUUAUUUUUGUAUUUGAUAAAAAUAAAUUGAUAUAAUAAAACAAAUAAUAAUACAAAUAGUGCCCUUAAAUGUAUAGAAAACGAUGAAGAGAGAAAGACAGAGAGAAGUAAGCGUUGGUUAAGCUUAAACUAAUGGUUAAUUAAACUGCCAAUUAUUUUGUGAUAGUUUUUAAAAAUUAAAUUCCAUUAAUAAUAUAUUAUUAUAUGUAUAUGUAAGUGCAUAUCUUCAAUGGUGUUUGGGUUAUGUAACAUUUAAUCGAUUUGUUAUAAACUGUGUGUAAACUUUUUGCAAUACGAGUAGUAUUUCUUCUUCUAAUUUAUUGAAUUUAAUGGUUAUAUGUACAUACGACAUACGACAGUCCGUUGAGCAAGGGGGAGAGGAGAGGUCGUUCGAUCCUUGUUUUAUAUUGAAGCCUAGGCUAAGCCACAAACACAUCAACAGAAAAUCUUAGUUAAAUCUUUGUUAGUUAAUAUUUAUGCACACACACACACACACAUAUCCAUUU